GAUACAGCAGCUGAUGUCUGGCUCAACUGGUGAAAAAUAAGCUCUUUUACAUUGACAUUAGAAAGCGCUUUUAAAGAUUGUUGGCCGUGCGAAGACCUUGCUUAGGGUCUUUGUUAUUACAUUGCGCUUCCGUCAUGAUUCUUCUGCUGACACGCCCAAACUGUAAACUUUAAGCUCAUUUUGUAAGUACGAUCAUACCGAGGCACUGAUUAUUACUACAACAGAAAAUCAACUACAGUAACUUACUAAGUUUGGAGAAGUUAUAAAUAUAUUGGCAACUUUUGAUAUCAAACCACUAUUAACAAAGAACGUAAAUUUAGAAUGCGAGCAUUUACCGUACAAUUCAUAUCUACACCUUCGCUUAUCUGUAAAUUAAGUCUCAGGUAAGUGGAAAAGCUACUAAAUUAUUAGGAUUAUCUGGCAACCGUAGAAGUCAGCUGACUAUCUGACAGUGGGCACAAAGGCAGCGCAGCGCCUUCAACAAAGCAUUUGGAUCUGGGGUGUUAUUUUUAAUAAUCGAACAUGACCACCGAACAAUCGUACAAACGUUUUGGUGAUGAAAAGUAUAAAAACUGGCUAAAAACAGCCGAGAGUCUUUCCAUCCUGAGGAUUCGUAUGGAGGAUUUCGUUGAAAAGGAAACCGAAACCUAUCACACCGCUCUGCUGGGAAAUAAACCAGGUCUCAAAGGAAAUAUCUGCAAAAACAGAUGCUAUUUUAAGAAUAAAAAGGAAAGUCUUUGCGACUUGUGUAAAGACUGGAAGGAUGAGAUCUUCAACAAUCAUGCUACAAAGUAUAAUAUAUGCUGGGAAAACUGCCGGCCACAACUAUGGCCGACAAAUAAGUGGGAAGUUGCCAAGGCAUAUAUGUCACGUGGACACAGAGAGCAUUGUACAUUUGGCGAGUUUGAUAUUUCUGCCAUUUUUAACUUAAUGACGUCUUGCAAACAUUUUAAGGACACCCCAAAAAACUGUCUACAUGAGGUCAUAUCUGUACGGAACAAAGUGAUGCACUCACCCGACUUCAAAAUGAGCAAUGCUGACAGAGAAAAACAUCUUGUGAAGGUCUUGGAGAUGGCCAAAAAACUUGAACAACGCGUCCCAAAACUGAAAGAUUUGGAUAAGGAGAUAAAACAGUUUAACGACCUUUUGGACAAGAAUUUCAGUCAAGCCCCGCCAUGUGAAGUAGACGGCAAACUGGAAGACAUUCAGAACCUGAAGGAGAUCCAGAAAGUUCUAGAUCGUGAACAGCAGGCUAUGAAGGACAAGUUGGAAGACUUUUUCUUGCAAUUCGAAGGGAACCAAGAUAAAAGUGUCAAAGAACAAUCGCAAGAUCUCCUGGACUUCUUGGACCAAAACAAUCUCCAGGAGAACUUUGGCCCGCAGGUCAGCAAACUUAAAGAGAUGCAGGAGAAAGUAGAUCAACAUGAGCAGCAGAUCAGCAACCUGACGGAUAGAGUGGAUCAUCUGGAGCAGAAGAAACCUGAUCAUCCAGUGCUUCCUGACAGACCACCUAAGUACAAGAAUCAUCUUUAUGAAUUUGCCCGUAAAAAGCUUUGGCCAGAGCCUGUAUUUACAGAGGAGCGAGAACCCGAAGGUUAUAAGGCUAACGUGGAGGUCAAUGGACAAACUUUUUUCGGCAAGGGGGUGUGGAACAGCACUAAAGCCGCCCAUCAGGAGGUAGCAAACAUUGCUCUUCAGAACCUGAUGUUACAGGCUGAUAAAACAGAGGAAUCAUCGAGUUCAACAUUACUGCCUUCCUUAGGGAUUUUCUUUGGUAAAGUGAUUGUGGUUCUUGAUCAAGAAGUUGCAUCUGGUGGCGGCUAUUCAAACAAGGAAGAAGCUAUUGAAUCAGCUUAUGAAGAUUUAUGGAAAAAUUUACAAGAUGUUAUGGGUCCAGUUCAAGGUCAGACAUACAAGUCAGCGAUCCUGGAAUAUUUCAACAAACAUGGUUUCCAAAACCCGGCAGAAGAGUUUGUUCAAAAUGACGAUGACACAACCAUCUGCAAACUGAGACUCUGCGGCCGUUUUGCUUUCCAUGACACAGUCGGUUCCACCAAGAAGAAACAGGCAGAGCAACAGGCGGCUGAAGUUGCUCUGAAACAUCUAUCAAAAAUCCUCAACUUUGGUCCAAUAUCAGACAAUGUGAAAAACUUUAAAGGUGUUCUGAAGGAGAGUUUAGAAACACAUGCUCUCAGCGCUCCUGUUUAUGACACAGACAGUAAAGACGUUCCUGGAGGAACCAGCCCAGAACCUUCAAACCUUUCUGCAGUGAAACGGCCUUCAGACAUGCAGCCUGACAACAUCUCCACAUCAUCUCAUCUCCCAUCAUGUCAGAGUCAUGUGUCAGUCAGUGCUCCUGCUUUUGUGUUGGACCUGCACGAUCCCAGUUCUCCAGACUUGCAGAGAAAAAAAGCCAGAAUUGAUUCUUCAGAUAAUAGAUCAGCUAUCACCUGCUUUGGUAAAGUGACUGUGACUCUUGAUCGAGAAGUUGUAUCGGAUGGAUGCUGUUCAAAUGAGAAGGAAGCAAGUGAAUCAGCUUAUAAAGUUUUAUGGCAACAUUUAUGCAUCGAUGCUUUAAGUGAAGGUCAGACAUACAAGUCAGCCAUUCUGGAAUAUUUCAACAAACAUGGCUUCCAAAACCCGGCAGAAGAGUUUGUUCAAAAUGACGACGACACAACCAUCUGCAAACUGAGACUCAGCGGCGCUUUUAUUUUUCAUGACACAGUCGGUUCCACCAAGAAGAAACAGGCAGAGCAACAGGCGGCUGAAGUUGCUCUGAAACAUCUAGCAAAAAUCCUCAACCGUGGUCCAAUAUCAGAAACUGAGAAAAACUUUAAAGGUGUUCUGAAGGAGAGUUUAGAAACACAUGCUCUCAGCGCUCCUGUUUAUGACACAGACAGUAAAGACGUUCCUGGAGGAACCGGCCCAGAACCUUCAAACCUUUGCGUCAUUCAGACACCAGUGAAACAACCUUCAGUCCUCUCCACAUCAUCUCAUCUCCCAUCAUGUCAGAGUCGUGCUUCUGUGUCUGUGUUGGACCCUCAAGAUUCCAGUUCUCCAGACUUACAGAGAAAAAAAGCCAGAAUUGAUUCUACAGAAAUUGACAUGCUGCUCACCGUAUGGAAUCUCAAACCGCCACAUGUGAAGGUCGAGAACAUUGAGUAUGAUGAGAACUUCAAAUGUACUGUGGAAAUCAACUUGGAAAAUUUUACUUUUACAAACAAACAAGGCUAUGACACCAAGAAGAAAGCCAUUCACAAAACCUACAUGUUAUUCGGCUGCGCAAUGGGAAUUUUUGAAGCUAGUAUAGAUGAAAAGACAUCCAGUUUGCAAGUAAAGCAGCACUUCUCUCAGAAAUCUCUCGCCCUUCCUCAGGAAGAUGUUGAAGGUUCUGCAAAGGCAUUCUGUUGCUCACUAAAGAACAUAACUUACAGUGUUAUCUAUGAGGAACAAGGGCCUUCAGAGUGCGAAGCCAAGUUACUUGUUCUCAAGAAAGCUCUAGGUGCACUAUCACCUUUAUUUGACUAUACAUCACUAACUGCAGCGAAUAGUCCUGAAAAAGUGCAGGAUCAACUGAGCUUCAUGUUAAAGGGGGCUGAUCAGAAAGAUCCAGUGAUCUCACUGGACGGGUCGCUGGUGAAGACCUCCAUCCGGCUGAAUUUCACGGAUCAUACAGUCAAGUGCACAUGCAAAAGCAGCAAGAAAGCUGCUCGGAAUCAUCUCAGUUUACGCAUACUGAGCCUGCUGGGGGUGAAGACAGACUCAGACAGUCAGUCUCUGAGAAACCGUUUAGAUGAGUGGUUUAAACAGCAGAAUCUAGCGCAGCCUGUGUUUGAAGACACUGAAGAAGCCCUCGGAGCAAAAGCGACAUUCUCUGUUCAGUUCACCUGCUGUAGUCCAGGUUGGGAGAACAGCUGGGAAACAGCGAAAAAGAAGCUGGUUGAAGAACUCAAGCAGAGAUUUCAGUUUCUAAACGACUAAAACACAAAAAAUCUGAUAUCUGCCACAAAUGUUUUUUUUGUAUGAAUGGAGUAUUUGACUUAAUCCGGUUGUACUUUAAGAAAAAUGCACAUGUCUUUGAAAUAGAAUUUUUUAGGUGGUAAAACACAGUAAACUUUAAUUCAUUCAAGAGGGCUUUAAAAACAAACACACAAAAGUUACUUUAAUUAGGAGCUUUAAUAUUCUUGGAUGAAACCAUUUUUAAUAUUUAUAACAAACAACGGUUGGUACAACAUUCAUGUUGACUACAACUCAAUAAUGGACCAUCAGUAUACUUUAUAUCAGUGCUGGAAAUUUGUAAUGCGAUGUGCAUCUGUGCAAUUGACAAAUGGUGUAUUUGUCUUUUUCUACUGUUUUAAGAACAUAUGAAUUCUGAAAUGUGAGCUUCAAAUGUUGAUCUCAAUUGCCCAUGAAUUGUUUGUUUCACACUGUGGAUUGUGCAAUUUUAAGGCUAUAAUAAACUAAUAAAGCUAAUAAACAAAACAUUUAC
Triplophysa rosa is the source of this 4489-nucleotide messenger RNA. RefSeq lists its product as uncharacterized. NCBI's taxonomy places the organism in Eukaryota, Metazoa, Chordata, Actinopteri, Cypriniformes, Nemacheilidae. The record is from RefSeq and is a predicted model, not a curated record. The transcript has 20 exons. Bases 523 to 3981 code for a protein of 1152 amino acids.